AUGGUCCGGAUAUUAUCUAUAACGGCACCGGUGUAUCCUAUCCUUAUGCGAUUGGCUCUGUGGGCUCUAUUGCCUCAGGUUAUGAUGCCUUCGGCGGCAAUACUUCUUCUCAAUAUUUCUAUUUCUUUAACUGGCAGGUUUCCAAAUCCUGCGAGAGCUCACGCAGUAUGCCACGGCUGUUUGUGCCAAUGUGAUUUCAACGGUAAGCGUCACCUCCACAGCAUCCAACUAUGA
Stylonychia lemnae is the source of this 234-nucleotide messenger RNA. NCBI's taxonomy places the organism in Eukaryota, Ciliophora, Spirotrichea, Sporadotrichida, Oxytrichidae. The record is from the annotation of a GenBank genome assembly.